UUCUAGAGGGCCUUUGAGUGACACACCAUGUGCUGAGAAAUAUCCCACGCUGCUUUGACUUGGCUGAAGUGGUGGUGUUUGAGCUCUUUAGGGUCGAUAAUACACGUUUUGUUCUAUUACUGUUUCGUUGUUAGUUGUGAAAACAGUCCGGAUAAAAAUGAAAUUCAUUAUUGGAAUCGGCGGCGUAACCAAUGGUGGAAAAACCACACUGACCAAUAGGUUAGUCAAAGCCUUACCUAACUGUUGUGUGGUACAUCAAGAUGAUUUUUUCAAGCCACCGGAUCAGAUAGAAGUCGGCGAGGACGGCUUUAAACAGUGGGAUGUGAUAACAGCACUGGAUAUGGAAGCUAUGGUGAACACCGUCAAAGGAUGGAUGGAGAACCCAGUCAAGUUUGCACGCUCUCACGGCAUCCAGCUGACCCCAGUGACAGAAAUGGGACCUUCAGAGGAAGAAAACCACAUCCUCAUCGUGGAGGGAUUUCUCCUGUACAAUUACAAGCCUCUGAUGGAAGUGUUUGACAAGUGUUACUGCAUCACCAUCCCUUAUGAAGAGUGCAAGAUGAGGAGAAGUACAAGACAGUACAUCGUCCCUGACCCUCCAGGCCUGUUUGAUGGUCACGUGUGGCCCAUGUACCUGAAACACAGAGCAGAGAUGGAGGAAAGCCUCUUGCCAAUUGAACACCUGGAUGGCUUGAAAUCUAAAGAUGAGCUCUACCAGCAGGUGUAUGAAGACCUCCACAAUACACUUUUAAAUCAGGUUUUAUAGCAGCAGCAGCAUCAUCCUUGCCAGGAGUGUCCAUGUAUACAAUUGUAAAUAGCCUCCAUGAAGAAGUUGUCUUUUUUUUUUUUUUCCUUGAUCUUUUCUUUCUCUCUCACACCUUGCUUUAAACCAAAUGUAAUUGUAAAUAUGAUAAUAGAAUAUUAACUUAUCACUUUUUUGAGGAACGUUUUUUUCUGUUAUGGUAAACCUUGAUGUUAUUAUUUCCAUUUGAGGAUGCUGUUCUGUGCAAAAUCCAUGCUGAUCCCAUGCAGAUCAUUCAGUAAUGGUCUUCCAAAUAAAUUUCAAGUUGUCACCCACCCAUUA
Messenger RNA from Neoarius graeffei (lesser salmon catfish), 1084 nucleotides. It is a transcript of the gene mibp, whose product is annotated as muscle-specific beta 1 integrin binding protein. Gene Ontology annotation, cellular component: cytoplasm. The transcript is spliced from 8 exons. The coding region runs from base 158 to 766 and encodes 202 amino acids. The record is from RefSeq and is a predicted model, not a curated record. NCBI's taxonomy places the organism in Eukaryota, Metazoa, Chordata, Actinopteri, Siluriformes, Ariidae.